AGGAAUUGUGCCCAGUGCGGCCCGACAGGGAUGGCGGCGUCCAGUGUGGCUGAGGCGGGUGGAGGUGGCGGAGGGGAGAGUGGCAGUUGGGAGCCCAGAGCAGCAAAGAUCCUAGCUGCUGGAGCCCCGCAUCGCGUUGGGGCGUGACAGUCGUCGCCCAGAAGCGGAGCUCAGAGCUGUCAUCCUCUUCUUCUGUAAGCUGCCACCAUGACCCUGACCAAAGGUUCCUUUACUUACUCCAGCGGGGAGGAAUACCGCGGCGAGUGGAAAGAGGGCCGGAGACAUGGCUUUGGUCAAUUGGUGUUUGCAGACGGUGGCACCUACCUGGGUCACUUUGAGAAUGGGCUUUUUAAUGGCUUUGGAGUCCUGACCUUCUCAGAUGGCUCAAGGUAUGAGGGGGAGUUUUCCCAGGGCAAGUUCAAUGGCGUCGGAGUCUUCAUUCGCUAUGACAACAUGACCUUUGAGGGGGAAUUUAAAAAUGGCAGAGUAGACGGUUUUGGCCUGCUGACUUUCCCAGAUGGUUCUCACGGAAUACCCCGCAAUGAAGGUCUGUUCGAGAACAACAAGCUACUGCGGCGUGAGAAGUGUUCCGCCGUGGUUCAGCGGGCUCAGAGCGCCUCCAAGUCAGCCAGGAACCUCACUGCCUGACGGAGCUUUGGGCGCAGCUGGAAAGGAUCUGUAGAGCAGUGGCAUCCCUUGUAUGCGUGCGAGGUGAACAAAUGAAACGGAUAUGAGAUGAUGAGAAUGACCUUGAUGCCACAGCCUGGGAGGUGCUCCGUCCCCUGCCGACCAGGAGUUCAGUCGCAGAAAAGUGUGGAUGGGUUUGGCCCCAAGACCCUGCGGCAGUUAUGUCCUUCCCUGGCCCCGAUGUUAUCAAGAACAGGGCCUGCCCUUUUCUUCCUUGUUAUCCCCAAGACCUUGGUUACCCAGUGCUGUGGCCUUCUCUCCGCCUGCUGUCAAACCAUCUCUUCAUUCUGCCCACCCUUACUUACCGCAGAUAAUCUGGGCCUGGACUCACAACCAGUCCUGUGUGCUACCAUUGGAGAAAUCAGGAAAAAGACAGGGGUGACUUAGACCACAGCAGCUCUGUGAAGUCCAGGCCAGAGCUCUUCUGGGGGUUACCCACUCAUUCACUGCAAUUGGAGGCCUGGCUCCAGACUGGCCUCUGUGUCUUCUUAUCCCUCCUCGGUGUAAGAGUGCGGUUUUCUUCCUCCUCAGCUUUAGCUGCAUCUUCCUUACCUGAGAUACAGCAGACAGCCCAAUCCCCAUCUGUGCCUCUCUCUCCCCUUAGACAUCAGACAGGAUCCCUUUAUAGAAUAGCCAAGUAAGAAACCAGUGUAAAAGUAACUUAUGACCUGCACUCUUUACUCACUCCAUCCAGGCUUUCUAUGGAAUGACCUGGAAUCCCAGGGAAGGCUUGCACUGAGAGUUCCUUCCCAGCGUACCAUUGGAUCAGGCUCACUGUCCCCUGGGUGUUCAAAGACAUGGGUCCAUCCUAGUGUGAGAACUGUCUAGCAUGGGCUCCUCCUUUUGACUCUGGAAGCAAGAGUCUUGGCCCUCAGGCCUGGGACAUAUCUUCCUGCCAAAAUGAUCAUAAGGUCUCCAGUUAGCCUAGUCCCAGUCCCAGCCCCAGUCCCAGCCCCAGGCCCCAUCCUCCAACCUCUCUCAACAGCAGACUGUGGUGGAAAUUAUAGCUGUGUGCCUCUAUUUAUUAUCUGAACUGUACUGUAGAAACAAGUGUUUAUAGGAAUAAACCAGUCACCAGAACUGCCUAUAA
Mus caroli (Ryukyu mouse) is the source of this 1777-nucleotide messenger RNA. RefSeq names its product MORN repeat containing 4 (gene Morn4). Gene Ontology annotation, biological process: response to axon injury. Gene Ontology annotation, cellular component: cell projection. The record is from RefSeq and is a predicted model, not a curated record. NCBI's taxonomy places the organism in Eukaryota, Metazoa, Chordata, Mammalia, Rodentia, Muridae.